Molecule: messenger RNA, 1273 nt
Organism: Entelurus aequoreus (snake pipefish)
Lineage: Eukaryota; Metazoa; Chordata; Actinopteri; Syngnathiformes; Syngnathidae
Gene: map1lc3a
Product: microtubule-associated protein 1 light chain 3 alpha
Exons: 4
Coding region: 152-517 (121 amino acids)
Biological process (GO): autophagy of mitochondrion; cellular response to nitrogen starvation; autophagosome assembly
Cellular component (GO): autophagosome; cytosol; autophagosome membrane
Molecular function (GO): ubiquitin protein ligase binding
Source: RefSeq, a predicted model, not a curated record
GCGUGGCUAAACUGGCUUUGUUGUUUGUCGCGAGCUGCUGGCUUCAGUCGAACGUCGCUCCACAAGUCUUCACUGCUGCCCAUUUUUUCGUCUUAAAGUUGGCCUUCGGACACUCCAGAGCUGCGUUUGUGUCAUUUAAACGCUCACCAAGAUGCCGUCCGACAGAGCCUUCAAACAAAGGAGGACUUUUGCUGAGCGCUGCAAAGAAGUUGAGCAGAUCCGAGAACAGCAUCCCAACAAGAUCCCUGUGAUCAUCGAGCGCUACAAGGGCGAGAAGCAACUCCCCGUCCUGGACAAGACCAAGUUCCUGGUUCCUGACCAUGUCAACAUGAGUGAGCUGGUCAAGAUUAUCAGACGUCGUCUGCAGCUGAACCCCACUCAAGCAUUCUUCCUGCUGGUCAAUCAGCACAGUAUGGUUUCCGUGGCAACGCCCAUCUCCGAGAUCUAUGAGCAGGAGCGAGAUGACGACGGCUUCCUUUACAUGGUAUAUGCCUCGCAGGAGACCUUUGGCUGCUAGGAAGGGGCGGAGCUUAGGGGAAGGCUUAAAAAAAAAAAAACAUAAAUGUCUGCUAUCCAGUCGGUCUUUUUCAGUCAGUAACACUAUCCCAACAUGCGCCGCUCCCCUAUCGGAACUUUUAAAUUUUUAUUUUGAACGUAGUUUGUCAUCUUCAAAUGUUAGCCAACGUUAGCGCAAAUGGAUGCUAACGGCACGUGUGCAAUAUUUACAUUUAAUCUUUUAGCACCUUCCUACUUGUUGACAAAAAACAUGUAAGAGCACCACAUUAGUAUUAGCACACUUGAGGGAAGCUCAACGUUCCUGCACAAUCUUUUUAAUCUUUCUUUUUAGUUUAAAUUCUUGAAGGUUUACUAAUUAGUCCCUGCAACCUGCCAGAUGGCCACCAGGGCUGUCGAUCAGACUGCAUGCUUUGAGAACAUUGAGAAAUGCUUCGCUGACAUUCACCCUGUGUCGUCCUCCACUAUACUCUAAACGUGACAUUAAUGACAAACUAUCUUCUUUUGCACGUCAAACACUGCAAUCUUUCUAAAAUCAUCGGUUUCAUGAGGCACUACAGACAAUGCAUGUUUAUAUUUUUUGUUAUCGAGAUAAGUUGUUCAUUUUACUGAGCUGUUUUAAGUUUUUUCCAAAUCUCAACCAAAAAGUGGAAAAAAGUGUAUGUGUGUUAACGUCAUUAAGUUGUAUGAAGUGUGUAAAUAGAUGCGUUGCUAUGACGUCACACCAAACUCUUGCCAAAAAUUAAAGAGGAAAAAAAUA